CACACACAGAAAACGAAACUGACUCGGGAGUUUCACGAGAAACCCCUCAGAACAGAAAGCAACCGAACUCCUUGAGGUAUUUAAGCAAUCGGCAGCUGAGGUUGAAUGACACCUACCUUCAGGUCUUAGUUCCAGACAUCAUCCUGCAUCAUAUUUCUGACUUUCCUUCCCCCUGAAAACGACUCCACUUGAAAUCAACACGCACCGGCUAAAGAAAUGUCUCAUUCUAAACCACUGCUCAUCCCGUGGCUGCGGACCAAGAUUGACAGCGAAAGGUAUCCCGGUGUCCACUGGACAAACCCGGACAGGACAGAGUUCGCCAUCCCGUGGAAACAUGCUUUAAGACAGGACUCCUCCGACACUGACAUCCUCAUCUUUAAGGCCUGGGCAGAGGUAAGUGGCAAUGGCCGGGCUCAUGGAGACCCCUCGGUCUGGAAGAGGAACUUCCGCAGCGCCCUCCGAGCCAAAGGCUUCAAAAUGGUCUCUGACAACAAGAACGACGCUGCUAACCCCCAUAAAGUGUUUCGCUGGCCGGCCGAGUCACCAUCAGGAGCGACCUCUUCUGCUGGAUCCCAGGACCAAGAUGACCCCAAUUUGUUUGAGGAUUAUCCCCUUCCUACACAAGAAAGGCAGGUCAUUCCAUGCUUUGAUGGCCCUCUCUAUCUUCCAGAAGACACUGUGUUUUCAGCAGAAUCCUCUGCCAACCAUGAUCUUCUCCAGGAGUGUCUAAUGGGACUGAACAUUGGCCCUGAAACAGAGGGCACCGCAGGCUUUGAGCCUCCUCCGGAGCAACAGCAGCUCCAAAACCCAGUUGUGAUUGGUGGACGCGCGUUGCCUGGGCAACAGCAGUAUCCAGUAAUGUUUGAGGGUUCAGUCGGUGAAGCUGGGUUGCCUGAGCAACCGGCACAUCCAAUGGAGGGAGCCAUGGGAGGGGCCAAUGAUGGGCAUCUGGCAGAGCAGUUCCUACAUACAAUGACCCAAACCAGUUAUGGAGAGAAUUUCAAGACUCAAUUCAGGAUAUUAGUGUACUACAGAGGGGUGAUGGUGUCUGAGCAGGAGGUUCAGAAUGAAGUUGGUAUCCGCUUAGUCUACAGGCCUGAACUCAAGGGGACAGCUUUGGAUCACGAGUCAGGCCUGACCCUGGUCUCUCUGCCAAGCCCUGGACAAAUGCUGGAUCAUACCCAAGCCAAUCUGACCCAACGCAUCCUGGACAAGCUGGGCGAUGGUUUGGACGUGGGGGUGUCAGGCCAUGUGGUCUACGGCCAGCGACUUGGUGAAAUCAAAGCAUUUUGGAGCUUCUCCAAGUUUGAUAGCAGCAGGCAGCCACAAGAGAUUUCUAAACUGGAGCCUCAACCAAUAUACCACUUCAAGGACUUUGUGCGAGGUAUAUUGGAAUUCAUUGAAGGGAAAAAUUGCCCUCCGUGCUCCCUGUUCUUCUGCCUCGGUGAGAAGUGGCCUGACUCAGACAACCGGCCUUGGGAGAAGAAACUCAUCACAGUGGAGGUGGUCCUGACUUCAAUGGAGCUACUGAAGAAUAUGGCGGUUGAAGGCGGCGCCUCAUCCCUGCAGUCGAUGGAGCUGCAGAUGUCCCUUGAAGAGAUGAUGGAGAUGUACUGACGCACUUUGCUUAGACUGAAGAAAGUCAUCGUUUACACUGUUUUGUAAACUUAACCUCGACAAGAACAUCUCAAAAAUAAUCUUGUUGCUACACCAAAUAGAAUAAUAAGGCUGGUAUUAAUAUCUGUUGGUACUGUACAAAGGUGCAGCUUGUACCAUGUUUAAAGCUACAUUGUGUUACAAUUUCUCCCCUGUAGCGAUGAAAUUGAAUAUGACGACGAACUGAAUAUUACUUUCUAGACCUUCCCAUUCAUGGAUGUAUUAAGAGAACUUGGCCAAAACCGAAAUUAGCUCUUAGUAUCUCCAUCGUUUACAUGCAGCUGUUCUAGCCACUCCAAUAUUAACUUUGGUCUUUUCCUUUAUCCCUUUAUUGUUUGAAUUUUCUUUUUCGACUCCUUUACAUGUCCUCGAGAAUAGAUGUGAUCUUCCAUCUUCAACAGGCUUUUCAAAUCUGCCGGCCGGCGAGUAAUCUUCCCCUAGCAAAAAUUCAAAAGGUAUGUCCCUCUUUGAAUUCCGGUCGAUUCCAACACAUAGCUCUGUUGUCUGUAAAUUAGGAGUGCUGUUGGUAGAGAGAAAAAUGAAAGCUUGUUGUAGUUUGUAGACGGUCACUAACUGCCGUUUUAAUACAGGAACUAAACACAGCUGAAUUAGCAUUUCUUUUACAUUUACAUUCACAUGGAUAGGCACUUUUAAUGACAUUUUGAACAUGAUAAGGGGCUAAAAACACUUUCAAAAAUUGCCCUGUUCAGGUGCUAACGCUAGCAGGAGGAUAACACGGUGUAGGCAGCACCGAUCGGUUUCAUUUAUUUCACUAAUGAAGCGACUCGCUCGUGUGUAUUCUGAAUGAUUCUGAAUGGCAGAUUCUACGCUUACGAGAAUAUUUUGAUUAGCUGGUGGAAGUAAUUACACAUGAAUCAGCACAUAUUUGUGAAAGAACAAAAGGGUUUUUGCUAAGAAUCUACUCAAAAAAUUAACCAAUGUAGGUUUAAACAUAAAUAAGUGCUUUUAAAUCUAUUUAGGUAUUUUUACAUUUAAUGAGACUGAUCAGAGUCGUCAGGCAGGAACUUUUUUUAAUCAGUGAUGGUAUUGGUGCUAGUGUUUCUGAGAAUUAAAUCCACUUUCUGAGAUUUCUUAUUUGUUUGAGAUUCUGCUGCUGUCAUUUACUGGAAGUAUAAGUUGAUUUAACAGUGCAGAUGUUUGGAUUUUGUAUCACAUGAGACAGUUUUAGCACAAUAUGCACACACACUUGAGCACAAUCUGAGAGUUAUGUACCGCAACACACUAGAGACUGCUGUGAAGAUUUCGAUUUCAUCUUCUACCGAAGAUCACGGCUAACCAAUGAGUGUGUGUAUCAGAUGAAGCCUAUAGAGGAAACUGAAUGAAACGAUUCAUUAAAAUACACAAUAACAGUAUUAUAAGGGUUCAAGACUUUAUUAAAACAGUUGACAAAACUGAAAUCAGUUCCUUAUUAGGAUCUACCAUCAACUCAACUCAAACCAGUGUGACCUUAUUCCUGCUCCAUAUUAUUAGUUUGAAUCCAAAGAAGUAGAAAGGAAAAAAGAGCUUAUAGCCUUUCUUGAGUUCAUUUAGUUUUAGAUUUGCUGACUGGAUUUGGGUGAGAACUACACUCUGUAUUCAUGUUUUUCAAUACAUUACAUUACAUUACAUUUUAUUUAUUUUCAUUCAUUUACAACAUGUAUACAUGCACUGUCAAACAUUUGAAAUGUGACAUUUACAAAAGAAUAUCAAUAAAUGGAAUAAGUGGA
Molecule: messenger RNA, 3383 nt
Organism: Etheostoma spectabile (orangethroat darter)
Lineage: Eukaryota; Metazoa; Chordata; Actinopteri; Perciformes; Percidae
Gene: irf3
Product: interferon regulatory factor 3
Exons: 11
Coding region: 217-1617 (466 amino acids)
Biological process (GO): immune system process; regulation of transcription by RNA polymerase II
Cellular component (GO): nucleus
Molecular function (GO): protein binding; RNA polymerase II cis-regulatory region sequence-specific DNA binding; DNA-binding transcription factor activity, RNA polymerase II-specific
Source: RefSeq, a predicted model, not a curated record